This is a messenger RNA of Mycotypha africana, 741 nucleotides long. RefSeq names its product chromatin associated protein KTI12-domain-containing protein. The record is from RefSeq and is a predicted model, not a curated record. The transcript has 3 exons. Lineage: Eukaryota; Fungi; Mucoromycota; Mucoromycetes; Mucorales; Mycotyphaceae. The coding region runs from base 1 to 741 and encodes 246 amino acids.
AUGCCUCUUAUUAUAGUCACUGGUUUCCCGUCAAGUGGUAAAACAACUAGAGUUAAUGAGAUAAAGGAAUAUUUACAAAAGAAGAUUCAAGAAGAAAAAAAGCAGUUGCGAGUUCACGUCAUUGACGAUGGGAGCCUCCACGUUACAAAGGACGCAUAUAAAGGAUAUCGAUACCAAAUGUAUUGUGUGGCGAGGGCCAUCGGUACACCGUCUUGCUGUGUACAUAUGGGUACACCGGUGGAAGUAGCGAAAGACUGGAACACCAGUCGAGGAGAGGAAGGAUAUGAUGGACAAAUUUUUGAUGAAUUAGUGUCACGUUACGAAGAGCCAGACGAACGUAAUAAAUGGGAAUCACCACUAUUCACAAUUAUCUAUGACGAUAAAGAACUACCCUUGGACAAAAUAUGGGAUGCACUUAUCAAUAAACAAGCUAAACCGCCCAACAAAUCCACCGUUUCAAAGCCUGUGUCUGCCACCAAUUACGUUUAUGAGUUAGAUAAAGCAACCUUAGAAAUCAUCAAUGCAUUUGUUGAGAGACAAAAGGAAUUAGGGCCCGGAGGUAUGCCAAUGACAGUGCCUAGAUCAGAGACGAAAGUCGUUAAUCCACCUCGUACUGUCACUCUAUCCGAAUUAAGAAGAUUACGUAAACAGUUUAUAAACUUUAACAAGUUGAAUACAACUAUUGACGUGGAUCGUUUAGGUGAUGUCUUUGUUACCUUUUUAAAUUCGAGUCUAGAGUAA